AAUGUUUCAAGGGAAUAUACGGCGAGUUGAUAGUUAAAAAUAAUAACAGGAUGACAAUAUUAAAAAUAUAUCAUAUAAGAAAAAUAUAAGUUGUUUUUUAAGUUGUUAACACUUUACUGAGAAAGUUAUAACUCAAAUCAUAACAUAAGAAAAUGAGAGAAUGCAUAUCAAUCCAGGUUGGCCAAGCAGGCGUCCAGAUUGGCAAUGCAUGCUGGGAACUAUAUUGUUUAGAACACAACAUCAAACCUGACGGAACUCUGCAGGACGGAAAUACUAACUCAGACGAUUCACUCAACACAUUUUUCAACGAAACCAGACAUGGCAAACAUGUACCAAGAGCUAUAUAUGUUGACCUUGAACCGAGUGUAGUAGAUGAAGUACGAACGGGAAAAUACAAGGAUCUUUUCCAUCCGGAACAGCUAAUCACUGGCAAUGAAGACGCUGCUAACAAUUUUGCAAGGGGUCACUAUACCGUCGGAAGAGCCAUUGCUGAUGAUGUAUUAGAUCAAAUACGACGUGUGGCUGACACGUGUAACGGAUUGCAAGGUUUCUUGGUCUUUCACAGUUUGGGAGGAGGAACCGGAAGUGGUUUCACAUCCCGGUUAAUGGAACGCUUGUAUCUUGAGUAUGGAAGGAAAUCAAAACUGCAGUUUGCGGUAUAUCCAUCCCCUAAGACUUCAACAGCUGUUGUAGAACCAUACAAUGCCAUUUUGGCCACUCAUGCAACAAUGGAUCAUGCCGAUUGCACUUUCUUGGUUGAUAACGAGGCCUUAUUUGACAUAUGCAAAAGAAAUCUUGAUAUAGCUAGACCGUCCUACAUUAACUUAAAUAGACUGAUUGGUCAAGUUGUCUCAUCUAUAACUUCUUCAUUGCGUUUUGAUGGCGUUCUCAAUGUUGACAUGAAUGAAUUUCAAACAAAUUUAGUGCCUUAUCCACGUAUCCACUUUCCAUUGGUUAACUAUGCACCAAUUAAAUCAGCCGAAAAGGCAUACCACGAAGCUAUGUCCGUAGCAGAGAUAACAAACGCCUGCUUUGAGCCAACCAAUCAAAUGGUUAAAUGUGAUCCACGUAAUGGAAAAUAUAUGGCUUGCUGUAUGAUGUAUCGUGGUGACGUUGUUCCCAAAGAUGUCAACGACGCCAUUGCUAAAAUUAAGACAAAACGAAAAAUUCAGUUUGUAGACUGGUGCCCGACUGGUUUCAAAGUAGGCAUCAACUUUCAGAAACCUACCACUGUGCCAGGCGGGGAUUUAGGUCAGACACAAAGAGCUGUCUGUAUGUUGAGCAACACAACAGCUAUAGCGGAUGCAUGGUCACGACUGGGCCACAAGUUUGACCUGAUGUAUGCCAAGAGAGCUUUUGUACAUUGGUAUGUUGGGGAAGGAAUGGAAGAAGGUGAAUUUUCUGAAGCCAGAGAAAACGUGGCUGCUUUGGAGAAAGACUAUAAAGAAGUAGGAAUGGAGUAUAAUGAAGAAGAGGAACAGGACGAAUACUAGAAAAAAGAUAAGCUCGCAAAUAAAAUAUACCAUGUAUUUCCUAGCUAUUAUAUGGAUAUACGAUAUGAAUAUAAGUGAUAAAUCUGUCUAUCCUCAACAAAGAAGUAUUUAAUCAUUGGCACACUUUUCGCGGGAGUUAUUAUACUUUAAAAGUACAUAUAUAUAUUUGAUUGAUUGAUUGAUUGGAUGGUUGAUUUUAGCACUAUUGUGCUAUUUCAUGGCGGUCAGAUUUUAUUGGUGGAGAAAGUGGAAGUGCCCAGAGAGA
Messenger RNA from Mytilus trossulus (common blue mussel), 1758 nucleotides. Its product is annotated as tubulin alpha-8 chain-like. Gene Ontology annotation, cellular component: microtubule; cytoplasm. The record is from RefSeq and is a predicted model, not a curated record. Gene Ontology annotation, biological process: microtubule cytoskeleton organization; mitotic cell cycle. Bases 153 to 1493 code for a protein of 446 amino acids. The transcript is spliced from 8 exons. Gene Ontology annotation, molecular function: GTP binding; structural constituent of cytoskeleton. NCBI's taxonomy places the organism in Eukaryota, Metazoa, Mollusca, Bivalvia, Mytilida, Mytilidae.